Messenger RNA from Pecten maximus, 1170 nucleotides. Its product is annotated as sporozoite surface protein 2-like. Lineage: Eukaryota; Metazoa; Mollusca; Bivalvia; Pectinida; Pectinidae. Bases 1 to 1170 code for a protein of 389 amino acids. The transcript is spliced from 3 exons. The record is from RefSeq and is a predicted model, not a curated record.
AUGUUAGCUGAAGACAUUAACAAAGAAAACAGAGGUGACUGGAUUCCACCCCGCGAGAGUAACCCUAAUGACUGGAUUCCACCACGCCAGAGUAACCCUAGUGACUGGAUUCUACCACGCCAGAGUAACCCUAGUGACUGGAUUCCAACCCGCCAGAGUAUUCCUAGUGACUGGAUUCCACCACGCCAGAGUAACCCUAGUGACUGGAUUCUACCACGCCAGAGUAACCCUAGUGACUGGAUUCCACCCCGCCAGAGUAACCCUAAUGACUGGAUUCUACCCCGCCAGAGUAACCCUAGUGACUGGAUUCUACCACGCCAGAGUAACCCUAGUGACUGGAUUUCAACCCGCCAGAGUAUUCCUAGUGACUGGAUUCCACCACGCCAGAGUAACCCUAGUGACUGGAUUCUACCACGCCAGAGUAACCCUAGUGACUGGAUUCCAACCCGCCAGAGUAUUCCUAGUGACUGGAUUCCACCACGCCAGAGUAACCCUAGUGACUGGAUUCUACCACGCCAGAGUAACCCUAGUGACUGGAUUCCAACCCGCCAGAGUAACCCUAGUGACUGGAUUCUACCCCGCCAGAGUAACCCUAGUGACUGGAUUCUACCCCGCCAGAGUAACCCUAGUGACUGGAUUCCACCACGCCAGAGUAACCCUAGUGACUGGAUUCUACCACGCCAGAGUAACCCUAGUGACUGGAUUCCACCCCGCCAGAGUAACCCUAGUGACUGGAUUCUACCCCGCCAGAGUAACCCUAGUGACUGGAUUCUACCCCGCCAGAGUAACCCUAGUGACUGGAUUCCACCACGCCAGAGUAACCCUAGUGACUGGAUUCUACCACGCCAGAGUAACCCUAGUGACUGGAUUCCACCCCGCCAGAGUAACCCUAGUGACUGGAUUCUACCCCGCCAGAGUAACCCUAGUGACUGGAUUCUACCCCGCCAGAGUAACCCUAGUGACUGGAUUCCACCACGCCAGAGUAACCCUAGUGACUGGAUUCUACCCCGCCAGAGUAACCCUAGUGACUGGAUUCCAACCCGCCAGAGUAACCCUAGUGACUGGAUUCCAACCCGCCAGAGUAACCCUAGUGACUGGAUUCUACCCCGCCAGAGUAACCCUAGUGACUGGAUUCCACCCCGCCAGAUUGGCAAUUGGAAAUUACUUUAA